UGCCGGCGAGACGCAAUGCAUUCUGGGAACCGGGCUCGAGGGACGCCAAUCGCCAUACUGUGUGUUACUGGACGUGUAGGGGUCAGUGGAGAAUCCUUCAAAAUGACAGCUAAGGUUGAUAUGAGUUUGGAAGACAUCAUCAAAGCAAACAAGAUUAAGCCCGGGAAUCGAAGAGGAGGAAUCAGAGGUGCUAGAGGAGGCCGAGGACGCGGCGGAGGACUGCGUCGAGGAGCUGCUGCAGGAGGCGGUGGAGGUGGAGGAGGACAGACCCGCGGGCGAGCGAGCGGCGGCGGGCGGCCCUUCGUGAGCAACAGAGCAGGAUUCGGACAAAGGGGCAAUGUUGAGGGUCGCUGGAACCAUGACAUGUAUCAGGGAGGUGGAGGAGGUGGUGGUGGCCGCAUUCAGCAGUCAGGUCCCGCCAAGCUGUUGAUCUCAAAUUUAGACUUCGGCGUGUCUGAUUCAGAUAUCCAUGAAUUGUUUACAGAAUUUGGAACAAUAAGAAGUGCAGCAGUUCACUAUGAUCGUUCUGGAAGAUCUCUUGGAACAGCUCAUGUAUCAUUUGAACGACAUGCUGAUGCCAUCAAGGCCCUUAAACAGUACAAUGGAGUACAGCUUGAUGGCAGACCAAUGAAUAUCACCAUGGACGGUGGUGCCAGUGCUGUGAGGAACACAGCACCUGUCAAGAGACUUGCACAAGGACCUAGACCCAUUAGUGGGGCCAGUUAUGGUGGUCGGGGGGGCCGUGGUAUUCGCGGCAGCAACCGAAGAGGGAACACCAGAGGAAGUACUCGUGGUGGAGGCCGAGGCAGAGGAGGCAUGGGUGGGCGGGGGGGCAGGAACCAGGUUGUGCCCACCGCUGAAGAAUUGGAUGCCGAGCUUGACGCCUAUGUCAACCAGGUCAACAAGUGAGGUAAUUGGUGGCCAGGAGUGGAGGCCUUCAUCAUCAUCAUCCAUCAUCUGGGUACUGUUGUGGUGGCGCCGACGGUUUGCUACUGCAGCUGGUGGCAUGGUGCUUUGUGGCAUCACGGAUGGCAGCUCUGGUGUUGCCCACAUUGUGUGCUGCUGGGUGUGAGGACGAAGCGUGGGCCUGGCAAUAGUGGGGAUCUACUGGGAAGGGUUUUUUCUUAGUGAAUCGGUUAACCCAUGUAGGAUGGGAAAUGUUUAGUGAUGGAAAAUAUUUGAUGUGGAGGUUUACAUUAAAUUGAGAUUGGUGCAGAAUAAUGGCAAUGUAAGUGGUUGAACAAUGUUUUGUGAUUGCUUCUAUGUAUAGUAAAUAGAUGAACUAUGUGCUGAUCAUGUUGACUUUAUCCACAUAAAAGAGUGGAGGUCAUAUUAUUCAUCUGUCAACAAUGCAAGAAACACAUUCAACACAACACCAUCAAGAAACACACCUGUUCCUGUUAAGCAUCAAGAAUUGUCAAGAGUGGUAGUGCUGUGAUACUUUAUCUGCAAUUGCUCCUGAGAAUUAAAUAUGAAGAACAAGAUGACUAGAGUAUAAAUGAAAACCUGGCAGAUGAAUUAAAUACACAUCUCUACUUGGAAAAUUCUUUCAAACCCUGUAAACUAAGAAGUGAUUUCAAGAGAACUUAAAAUGACAUUGCACUGAAGAAGCUAAAGAACUAAAUACUAGGAGCAAUCUAAACUUGUGGAACAAAAUGAGCUCUUGGCUUCAGAUUUUAGAUUGUGGUCAUUAAUAUUUGUUUAUAUGGUCUGUGCCAAUUAAAUUUGUUGUACCUUAGAGUAAUUCUGAGCUGUUCAGCCGAUGGGAGUAACUGGAUUACACAAGAAAAGACACUCGUGGAAGUGAAUGGUUGAUACCAUGGAAUAGUGAACUGCUAUAAAAUCACCAUAGUGAUAUAGUAUAGAAAGAUCCUUGAGAAGUAAAAGGGCUUUGUGUAACAAAGUGACAAAUAUAAAUGUGUUUGAAAACCUACCCAAUGAUGGAAAUUGUCGCAGAGAGUCUUCAAGCAACUUGGGGUUAGUGAUUUGGGGAGUAAUGAGCCAUGGUGUAAUAGUGAGGGACCAGCAUAAACCCCUACAACGGCUGUGCCGAGAAUUGUGUGGUGUGGCGGCUACAGGCAACAGUCCCAGGUGCCUCGCCGAUCUGACCAACCAGCUUGCCAGCACCCAAGUAUCCUGUGUCUUGUUGUUUUUAGUAUACCAUGUCAAAAUAGAAGUGGUCAUGUUAUGCAGAGGAGCAAGUAUCUUUUAUUUCUUGUACAUUUAGUGGAGUGCCUAAAAUUUAAAUAUAAAGUUAAAGGCAGUCACUUUGCAAGAAACCACCUUUUGAGAAACUAAUUGUUUUUCCUUCUUUGACAGAUGUUAGUGUGUAGCAGCGUGUCUGGGAGCAGCAGCGCCAUGAUUGACAGUUUGUGGACUUGUGCGAGCAAGAAAAUAUAGUCUGUGCACUGUGUGUCUGCAUCAAAUAUUUUAUAAUUGUCUUAUAUACCAAUGUUAAUUUUAUUUUCAUUUUUAAGGAACCUGAGUUUGAAUGGCUAGGAGAUAUUCAUUGUCAUUCUGAUAGUAUUGUUUACUGAAAUCUUUUAUAGUGAUAAAUUUUUGUAUUAUGUAUACACUACAUAUAUUUUUGGUGCAAUUAGCCACAUUACUUUUAAGUUUGGAUUAAGUUGAUGUGGAAAAAAUUAUGUAGGUCAUAUUACUAGGCAGAUCAUUUCAUUUUUGAAGUACAAUACUCUAUGCCAAAAGCACCUUUUUUGUGAAUAAAAUCUAUAACAUUU
Penaeus vannamei (Pacific white shrimp) is the source of this 2738-nucleotide messenger RNA. The record is from RefSeq and is a predicted model, not a curated record. Lineage: Eukaryota; Metazoa; Arthropoda; Malacostraca; Decapoda; Penaeidae.